UUCAAGUAGGGAGACGAAGGAGAAUCCCCGCGAAAUUAAAGUGUUAUUGGCUUCAUUAUUCGAGUGAUACUGCCGUGUUGCUAAACUAAGCCUAAGCUCGGACCCCUCCCAUCCGUCUGUACCACCAUGAUUGGGCUCUCCUUCGCAUUUCUCAUUUUAUUGGAUAAAACAGAGCCAAGAUUAUUACCAUUUUUCUCCGCUCUUCUUGUCUGCACCGGUUUUUGACAACCCCUUUCUUUCCCUAUUUCCUAUGGCUCAGAGUCGUCGUGACGAGAUAGAAGCCCGCCUUAAACAUUUCAACGCCGGUAGCCAGUACGACAUCAUUGAUGUUGUGGGCGAAGGUGCUUACGGUGUGGUUUGCUCGGCGGUCCACAAAUCGACGGGUCAAAUGGUCGCCAUCAAGCGCAUCUUACCCUUUGAUCAUGCCAUGUUUUGCUUACGUACCUUGCGUGAAAUCAAGCUGUUGAAAUAUUUCAACCAUGAAAACAUUAUAUCCAUCUUGGACAUCGUCAAGCCUAAAACGAUUGACGAUUUUACCGAAGUUUACCUUAUUCAGGAACUCAUGGAAACCGAUAUGCACCGAGUGAUCCGCACUCAAGACUUAUCCGAUGAUCAUUGCCAAUAUUUCACUUACCAGACCUUGCGCGCUCUCAAAGCCAUGCACUCGGCCAAUGUACUUCAUCGCGAUCUCAAACCAAGUAAUUUGUUACUCAAUGCCAACUGUGACUUGAAGAUUUGUGAUCUCGGAUUAGCGCGUUCGUCCAAUUCAGCCGACGAGAACAGCGGUUUCAUGACGGAAUAUGUGGCGACACGAUGGUAUCGUGCACCUGAAAUCAUGUUAACCUUUAAAGAGUACACAAAGGCAAUUGAUGUGUGGUCGGUGGGAUGUAUUCUGGCCGAGAUGCUCAGUGGCAAGCCAUUGUUUCCGGGAAGAGAUUAUCAUCACCAAUUAACCCUGAUCCUCGAUGUUUUGGGUACACCCACCAUGGAUGACUUUUAUGGGAUCAAGAGCCGAAGGGCACGAGAUUACAUCCGCAGCUUGCCAUUCAAAAAGCGUAUUCCUUUUUCACGGCUUUUCCCCAAUGCCAGUCCGUUAGCCGUGGAUCUCUUAGAAAAGCUGCUCACAUUCAAUCCUACCAAACGCAUUACGGUGGAAGAAGCAUUAAGACAUCCUUACUUAGAACCGUAUCAUGAUCCUGACGAUGAGCCUGACGCACCCCCGAUUCCCGAAAGUUUCUUUGACUUUGAUAGAUACAAAGAUCAACUUACCAAAGAGCAAUUGAAACAAAUGUUAUUCCAAGAAAUUACACACUGAUGAGAUACCAAGAAUUUAACCUUUUUUAUUCGUACAAAUCACGUAAAGAUACAAAAAAAAAGACACCUAUGUUUGACAAUAAAAAAGAAAAAGAACAAGUAAAAAACGAAAUUAUACAUAACAAUCUCAAAUGAUACAAGUGUUA
This is a messenger RNA of Radiomyces spectabilis, 1460 nucleotides long. RefSeq names its product mitogen-activated protein kinase. Gene Ontology annotation, cellular component: nucleus; cytoplasm. The record is from RefSeq and is a predicted model, not a curated record. Gene Ontology annotation, molecular function: MAP kinase activity; ATP binding. The coding region runs from base 251 to 1315 and encodes 354 amino acids. Lineage: Eukaryota; Fungi; Mucoromycota; Mucoromycetes; Mucorales; Radiomycetaceae. The transcript is spliced from 10 exons. Gene Ontology annotation, biological process: protein phosphorylation; intracellular signal transduction.